AUGGCGGCAGCUUCAAGAUGCUGCGAGUUCCACUUCGUGAACCUCACCAGCGCCACCUUCUAUCGGCAUCUUCACAUGCUGCAUCAUGGAACUUGGCAGCGCCAGCCGAUCGAAGCAAUUCACUCCCGCCAGGAGAUGGUUUGUCUGGCUGAGGCCAACAGGUCCCUCGGCAGUUUCAGCGGGAAGGUUACACGAAAUCAGCAACAGCAGCAGCAGCAGCAGCAGCAACAGCAGCAACAGCAGCAGCAGCAGCAGCAGCAGAUGUUUGUGCGGCUUUGUUUGCAGAUUCAAUAUGCAAUGGUUUUGGCUGGGGUUGAAUAUAUCAUUUGCUCAGAGUUCGAAAUACCCGUCUUGGGCACGUGA
Messenger RNA from Eimeria acervulina, 363 nucleotides. RefSeq lists its product as hypothetical. The record is from RefSeq and is a predicted model, not a curated record. The coding region runs from base 1 to 363 and encodes 120 amino acids. The transcript has 5 exons. NCBI's taxonomy places the organism in Eukaryota, Apicomplexa, Conoidasida, Eucoccidiorida, Eimeriidae.